Molecule: messenger RNA, 3703 nt
Organism: Tachysurus fulvidraco (yellow catfish)
Lineage: Eukaryota; Metazoa; Chordata; Actinopteri; Siluriformes; Bagridae
Gene: gng12b
Product: guanine nucleotide binding protein (G protein), gamma 12b
Exons: 2
Coding region: 32-250 (72 amino acids)
Biological process (GO): G protein-coupled receptor signaling pathway
Cellular component (GO): heterotrimeric G-protein complex
Molecular function (GO): G-protein beta-subunit binding
Source: RefSeq, a predicted model, not a curated record
UGCAGGUCUGUGAAGAUCACCAUCAAAAAAAAUGUCAUCUAAGAUGCAGACCUCGAAUAACAUAGCACAGGCGAGAAGAAUUGUACAGCAGCUACGGAUAGAGGCAAACAUUGAGAGAAUAAAGGUUUCUAAAGCCUCUGCAGACCUCAUGCAUUACUGCAGCGAGCAUGCCAAGUACGACCCUCUACUCAUGGGCAUCCCGGCCUCAGAAAACCCUUUUAAGGAUAAGAAGCCCUGCACUAUAUUGUAGUGGAUAGCUCUAAUCAUGUGCUCUUUGAUGCCUCCUUUUUUAUAGAAAGAAUAUUUUACCUUAAAGCAUUCAUACACUAGUCGCCUUAAAGUCAGCUAGCCUCCUCAUUCUCACUCUUCUUUUAUUCUCCUGCCCUCCAGGCUAGAACAGAAGUCUACACUUGAAACAUAUUCACUUCUUCUACUUAUGUUCUAUUCAAGAAUUUCAGACCAAAAACCUCUAAGUAAACAUGAUUUAUGGUGCAUUGACAAAGCUUGUGAUAGGAUUUUUUUAAAACCCCUCUAUUGAUUGCCAGAACUGAGAACCUGUUUGCUGUGAUCAUGCUAUCUGAUGUGGUCUAGACCAGGCCAUUUUGCAAAUAAAGAAACAGAAAAAAUUUUUCAGAUGGGAAGUACCCAAACAAAGAGCUCUACUCAUCAAGGCCAAUUUCAUUUUCUUUGAUCAUCACGCCCACUUAAUGUCUCUGUUUUUGAUAAGCAAAGCACAGAAGUAGCGCUCUGACUUUGUGUCAUAACAAUGUUCACUGGGGCUAAAGAUUUAACCUUUUACCUCUCAAAGAAAGUGAGAGGAGUCUAGAGACCUGAAACAGUGCUCUAAAUGUCUAUUACUUUUGGGGUUUUUUCCCCCCUCAACCUUUAUACAUUUGCCAAGUGGCAUUUUUACGCACUGUGCUUGCAUUUAAGAUGUAUUUCUAGCAUAAAAACCAUCCAGUUACUAGUGUAGAACCUUGACUGCCAAACUCACACUGUUCCACAUAGUAAUAAAUCAAGGCAACUGGACUUAUCAUUAAAGUGAUAGUUGAUGAAAAAAAGAUUUUCUUUAGCAUAAUGUAGUGUGUAUACCUGAUUUAUUAUAAAUCCCACCACAGAAGACAUAAUUUGCCUAAGUUAAACUAUAAACCAUUUUAUAAUGUGGCAGAAUAUUGUAUGUCUAUAUUAGUGCUUUCAGAUGCUGGGCCAUACCUCUAUGAAUCAUAUGCUUGUGUGAAUUGUCCACUUUCCAGAGUGCUACUAGGGAUAAUAGCUAUGUGACAGGCCUUUACUCAGCCCUUGGUUACCUCUGUAAUACAAGAUUUAAAACACAUAAGCAAGUGCAUUUGAGGUUGGUAACUUUUUACUGUAUGGUAUGAGUAUGUGAUACUGGGCUUCAUUUAUCAAGGCGGGAGACAAAGAAAUAAACUCAUACAUAAGUAAGUUCAGAAAAGUGUUUGUAUCAUUGAAGGCGCCUGAGCGUCUCUAAAUUUACAUGCAUUCUAUUUAAAACUAAACAGAAUCUCAAUCUCAGAUCAAAUCAUGGUCAUGGUUUCUGCAAUUUUAUAAGUUUGGCGACAACUCUAAAUGAAAAUCAGCUGUGCUGCAAACACACCUUUUACUUUACUGGUGAUUGCCAUUCAUGAACAUGUAAAUGUUUUACCGAUACCAAAUAUGUCACCAAUGGUGGGAUUUUUAUGUUAGUUUGGAUCCCUUUGAAAACCUUUAAACACAGUUCUAUAAAAUGAUUUAUGAAUGAGGCUGUUUGGCUAUAGACGUCCCAGGUGAUGUCUUGGGGUAAGAGGAAAUUGUUUAAAUUGUGUUUUUACUUGAACAAAUGUUUGUGUCCACUAGCAUUCGUAUUUUAUUCCUAUUCAAAAUGAUAUAUUUGUAGUCAGGUUCAAGUGACCAAACAUUUAUUGUUAGUAAAAAGCUGUUUCUACACAGACUAGCCUUACAAAUUACAAAUUUAGAACAAUACUGAAUUAUAUAUUCUGCCAUGCUGGACUGGUUUUAAUAAUUAGCAAGUUGAAAAAAAAAACAGCUUUGGGAAUAAAGCCCUAAAUAAAGUAGCUCUACACAUUCUCAAAGGUUUAACAAGAGUCCAGUUGACUUGUCUUAAUAUUGCUAGGCAGUGAAAAUAAACCAGAUGACCAGUAGCCUUUAGAGUCCUGUUGCUCAUUGUGGAGGAACCUGUGGCGUCAUUCUGACGUAAUUUGUCCUCAAGAGUACAUGUGAACAAUGGAGGGUUUCACACAGGUCAGUGAAAGUUCGCCUCCUCUGUCAGAGCACUAAACCAUCCAUGCUUUCUUUUCACCAUAGAGAAAGCUCUCUUGUCUUUUGCAUACAGAAAACCUGAGUGCCAUGCUGCAAGAAUGACAAAAAACAUCAUUACUGUUCAGUGCUCUUUUAGGCCUACUUAGGUUAUCUUUUAUGACCCUGGCAAAAGCAUGUUUGAGAAGUAAGAAGCAUGACCUGAAUUCCCCUACACAGUUCUUACCUAUGCCUUAGGAAAUCUUAGACCGUUGUUGUUGUCUUGCUUAUUUAUCUUAGAUAUAGCAGCAAUAUAUAUGAUUGCAGAUCAUGGUACAGUAAUAUAUUGUAACCCUUUAAUGAUUAUAUGCCUUAUUUACUUGUAAAAUGCUUUUGAUUGUUUUGAUUUCUAAUGCUAGUAUUUUCUUUUGAAUGAUAAACUCUGUAAAUUGUUUGUGCCAUCCUGCCAUGUUCAGUCUAGCCAACAACAGUAAUGUGUCUAGAGUCACUGCCAGUGCUUCUCUAUUUAUCUAUGCCAAGCAAACCAUAGACUACGAAUUACUCCAGAGACUGUUAUUGUGAAUCUGAACAUUCCAUGUUUACAACUGCAGGUUCGGGUGAAAAUGAUUCAUAAUGCCAUGCAGUUUAUAAUGUGUGUAUAUGAGUGCUUUUUUUAACAUAAAAAAAGUGUAUGCUCUUCAUAUGGCUGGCAGAAAAAAAGUGAAGGCCUUAACCACAUUUUCUUGCUUUCACUCUAGCUAUUUUCUAACACACUCAAGGGUUCCUCAACUGUGAACUAGCAGCCUGCAGUCCUACACACUGUGUAUCACCAAUCCUCAGGACAAACGGAGUAAAGCCUUUGACAUAUACCAAUUGGAAAAAAAAAAAAAAAAGUUUGGCACAAAUGCUGACACAGCCAGCAAUAAAUGGAACAGCAGCUGUCAACAAUUAACCAUGCCUAAUAACAGUGCUAGGACACUUAACCAAAACUCACUAAUAAGGUUGCCAAAUACAAUCAUUCAUCAUUUAUUUAAAACUUGAAAAAUUAAUAACAAACUUGUUGAAACUGGACUUCAGUUACAAACACAUUGGAUUCCAAUGACAGCAUGCCAAGUGUAUCCAACUGAAUUUACGUUAUUUACGGUGUUCCCCUCUAAAGAGUAUUGAAUUAUUUUUGUUAGGGUACUCUGCUAGUAAUUAUAAUGUAUAAAAAUAAUAUGUUCAUCCCUGAAGGUGAUUUUGUAUGGACCCUUGUGAUGACUCGCUCAAGCUUUUUGCCUUUCAAUGAAAAAGAUUGUUUGAAUAUGAAGUGCACUCAUUCUUACUAUUUUGUGUGGAUCUUUCUUCUCAAACUUUGACCUGUGAAAAACACACCAGAGCUUGAUUGCAAAUUCUGAUGUUACAAAUGUCCUUUUCCAGUUAAAAUUAAAUAUAAUUUUAUUCACAACAA